This is a messenger RNA of Andrographis paniculata, 1524 nucleotides long. RefSeq lists its product as uncharacterized. The transcript is spliced from 4 exons. The coding region runs from base 1 to 1524 and encodes 507 amino acids. NCBI's taxonomy places the organism in Eukaryota, Viridiplantae, Streptophyta, Magnoliopsida, Lamiales, Acanthaceae. The record is from RefSeq and is a predicted model, not a curated record.
AUGGCGGCCAAUUAUUCAAGUUGGCUGGAGUCCAACAGACCCGAGCCAUCGAGGGGUCUAUACCAGGUUCCUGCUUCCGUCUCUCACGAUGCAAGGAUAGACAGUCUGUCUAUCCAAGUCAAAGAGCUCUCUAAGCUCAUGAAGCAGGAUCUGCGCAACAAAGGAAAACAGGCGCUGCAUGAGGCCGCGGAAUGUGAGGAGAGUGCUUUUGUAGACCAACAAGGUCCGCAGGUUGCUGAGUGCUCAACUGAAGUGGCUCAGAAUCCAGCGGAGGUCUACUAUAUGGCUGGCAGAAAUGCCCCUCAGUUUCAGCAGUUCCAAAAGGGGCAGGCUCAAGGCCCCGCUGGACCGCGUCCUCAACAACAAUUUCAAAGGCCACAACAGUUCGCUGCGCAACAAUAUCAUCAAGGCGGCCCAAGCACCGCUGAGUCUGGAGGAACUCUGGAGGAACACAGAGAUGAAAUUUCACAGAUUCCAGUUGAGGAAGAAGGUCAAUCCCAACCUCGAGCGAUACCAGCCGCUUGGGUGCCUGAACCGAAGGAAAAGGGUCCUACUCAGCCUUUGGCUCUAGCCCCCUUCCCUACACGACUUGGGAAAAAGGACAACUCCAAGGAAUUUGAUAAGUUUAUGCCACAUUACGCUAAGUUUAUCAAGCAUAUAAUCAAUCGAAAGCGGGCAUUCCCUGACGAAGCGGCAGCGGUGCAGCUGGAGAGUGUGUGCAGCGCCGUAUUUAAGAAGGACCUCCCAAAGAAACUCCGUGAUCCUGGGAGUUUUAUUAUUAUUUGUACAAUAGGAAAUUUAGAGCCGAUUAGGGCAUUAUGUGAUCUAGGUGCAAGCAUCAAUCUUAUGCCCUUCUCGCUUUUCUCUAAAUUAGGGCUUUAUGAGUUAGAAGUAUGCAGAACUGUAAUUCAGCUUGCCGAUAAAUUAAUAAGAUUACCUAAAGGAAUUAUUCAUGAUGUACUCGUGCAAGUAAACAAAUUUAUUUUCCCUACAGAUUUCAUUAUAAUGGAAAUAAGCGAAGAUCGUGAAAUUCCAAUUAUUUUAGGGAGACCUUUCCUGGCCACUACUCAAGCUACGAUAAACGUUGACAAAGGCGAAAUUUCAUUAAGCUUUGGUGGCGAUAAAGUCACCUUUUCUAUGAACUCAGCAUUGAGUCAACCUCAGGAAGAAAAUUGUGACUUUAUCAAUGAGUUAAAUGAAUUAACAACUUUUGAGAGCUAUAUAACACUUGAGAAUUUGGAAGCAAUUUUAGAUAACGGGUCGCUUGAGCUGGAAGAUGAAGAGGAUUUAGGUGAGGCAAGCGAUGAGAUACUAGCGCUCACUGAAUCCAUUGAACGAGCUACGAGGGAACCAGAAAGCGACACCAACAUAAAGGACGAGCUGAAGAAAUUACCUGAGCACCUCAAAUACAUAUUCCUUGGCCUAGAAGAGAGUUACCCGCUGAUAAUCUCCGCCUCACUGUUGCUGGACCAAGAGGCUCAGCUCGUCUCACUGCUCAAAAGAAGAAAAACGGCGUUUGCAUGA